GUUAAACCCUACUCACCAAACCCUUCCCGUCUUCUCUGCUCUCAUCUCAGAACCCUAAACAGAAAUGGCGAUCUGCAAUAUCAUCAGAAGAGCAGCCGGUCAUGCCGCCGGAGCUGCUCGAUCCAUAGCGAGAGCUCAAAGGUAUCACCACCGCCAGUACUCCUCCAUGUUCUCCGCCGCUGCUGCCGCCGCCAACCGUGGUGGCGUUUCUGGAAGUUUCGUCCGGAGCGCCGUUCCCUCCGCGUUUCACCACUACUCCACGAAGUCCGACGAGGCUCUGCUCAAAGUGAUUGAAUCGGAGAUCAAUGCUCACAUUGAAUCUGAAGGCACUAACGAGGCUGAGGAUGUUCCCACCGGGUUUCCCUUCAAAAUUGAAGAUAAUCCAGGAUACCAGACGGUAACUCUGAGAAGAGAGUAUCAAGAUGAAGACAUCACUGUUGAAGUCCACAUGCCUGACCUAGUUUCCGGUGAUGAAGGAAAUGACCGAAUGAGAUACAAUGAUGAUGAUGAUGAGCAGGACAAUAACUCUCAAAUUCCUCUUGUAGUUUGUGUUUCCAAAAAGAAUGGUCCUGCUUUGGAGUUUGGCUGCACUGCUUUGCCCGAUGAGAUUUCCAUAGACAGCCUCUCUUUUAGAGAUCCUAAGAGCGAUGAGGAUAACAUUGCAUACGAAGGGCCUGAUUUUUUGGAUUUGGAUGAGAAUCUGCAGAAGGCAUUUCACAAGUAUCUGGAGAUCAGAGGGAUAAAGCCCAGCACAACAAACUUCUUGCACGAGUACAUGAUUGACAAGGACGGGAGAGAGUACUUGAUGUGGCUCCAGAACAUCAAGAAGUUCAUCCAGGCCUGAAAAAACUCUUUUGGCUCAUAACAACUUCAUCUUCUAGAAGUUACAUGGGGAUGUGAUUGCUUACUUCUUUGGAAACUUCCAAGUGAUGGAUGUAGUUUUCAUUUUUUUUCAUGAGGUCAAAAACUGCGUGCUUUUCCAUUGUCAUCAUGCGUUGGGAACUAUUUUUCUGGUGCUUUAGAAUGCAUAUUGUUUAAUAUUCUCUCAGUCCACAAAUGAAGUUUCCAUUUAUUG
This is a messenger RNA of Cuscuta campestris, 1075 nucleotides long. The record is from the annotation of a GenBank genome assembly. NCBI's taxonomy places the organism in Eukaryota, Viridiplantae, Streptophyta, Magnoliopsida, Solanales, Convolvulaceae.